This is a messenger RNA of Lachancea fermentati, 765 nucleotides long. NCBI's taxonomy places the organism in Eukaryota, Fungi, Ascomycota, Saccharomycetes, Saccharomycetales, Saccharomycetaceae. The record is from the annotation of a GenBank genome assembly.
AUGAGUGGUUACGACAGAGCGCUAUCAAUUUUCUCACCUGAUGGCCACAUUUUUCAGGUUGAAUAUGCAGGAGAAGCUGUGAAAAGAGGAACCUGUGCUGUAGGUAUUAAGGGGAAAGACUGUGUUGUGGUUGGAUGUGAGAGACGGUCAACAUUGAAACUGCAGGACCCUAGAAUCACGCCGUCUAAGAUAUCUAAGAUCGAUUCACAUGUGGUUCUCUCGUUUGCUGGCCUUAAUGCAGACAGCCGUAUUCUAAUCGAAAAAGCACGUGUGGAGGCACAAUCGCAUAAGCUUACGCUCGAAGAUCCAGUGACUAUCGAAUACGUGACACGUUAUGUUGCCGGUGUGCAGCAGAGGUACACUCAAUCUGGUGGUGUGAGGCCUUUUGGUGUAUCCACACUGAUCGCGGGUUUUGAUCCACGGGAUACUACGCCUAAACUCUACCAGACCGAACCAAGUGGUAUCUAUUCUGCGUGGAGCGCGCAAGCCAUUGGAAGAAACAGCAAGACUGUACGCGAGUUCCUUGAGAAAAAUUAUUCUAAAGAAGCACCUCCAUCUACCGAACAAGACUGUGUGAAACUUACUGUGAAAGCGCUUCUGGAAGUAGUUCAAACAGGUGCAAAGAACAUUGAAAUUACGGUUGUGAAACCAAACUCACAGCUCACAAACCUAACUAGUGAAGAAAUUGGUAAAUACGUUGAUGAGAUUGAGCUCGAGAAACAGCAAGAGCUUGACAAGAAGAAGAAGAGAAGGGAAGAGAACUAG